Molecule: messenger RNA, 424 nt
Organism: Darwinula stevensoni
Lineage: Eukaryota; Metazoa; Arthropoda; Ostracoda; Podocopida; Darwinulidae
Source: the annotation of a GenBank genome assembly
CCUUCACCAUCCAUCCAUGUGGUUGACCCCACAUUCAGAUGGAACAGCACAAGCACAAUACUUUUUCAGCAAACCUGUGGUUGAGCUUAUAUUGAAGAACUUACGUUCACUUGGAAUCCAAAGCAUCAUCUGCAUUGGGUGCCCCAGUCUCCUUGAGGCCGCCCAAAGCAAUACAUUGCUAUUGGACAUUGAUGAAAGAUUUCAUAACUUCUGGAGCCAGGAUUCCUUCCUUCACUACAACAUGUACAAUCACUGGUUUUUCCAUGAUGGAGACAGACAAAGAUUCUUGGAUUGGCUGCAAAGGCAAAAUUCCCAGCGCUUGGCCAUCGUCAUCGAUCCUCCGUUUGGAGGCCGACUGGAUGCUCUCGGUCACAGCGUUCAUCGCCUCCUGAAGGACUGUCGAGAGUGUGGGGUGCCAUCCACA